Molecule: messenger RNA, 4402 nt
Organism: Phycodurus eques (leafy seadragon)
Lineage: Eukaryota; Metazoa; Chordata; Actinopteri; Syngnathiformes; Syngnathidae
Product: protocadherin beta-16-like
Exons: 1
Coding region: 209-2614 (801 amino acids)
Biological process (GO): homophilic cell-cell adhesion
Cellular component (GO): plasma membrane
Molecular function (GO): calcium ion binding
Source: RefSeq, a predicted model, not a curated record
CCUUCCGUGCUGCUGCGUUGCUCAUCGCACAUUUUGAGCAGUCGUCGUUCAGGAGGCGAACAGUGAGGAAUCAGGACUCGUGAUCGGAUUGGAUUUGAUUGAAUUUGCUUUGGAGUGUUGCCUUUUUUUGUUCGAGGCGCAUUUGGUCAGGGAGUCGCGAUUGUUGGAUUUGAAUUGCUGACGGAAAACGAGCUCCGCGGUCAACACAAUGAGACGGCAAGUACUGUUGUUCUUCUCGGCUCUGUGCCUUCGCUGCGUGCUCGGCCAGGUCAGCUAUUCCAUCCCUGAAGAAAUGUCCGAAGGCUCUGCGGUUGGGAACGUCGUGCACGAUUUAGGUUUGGAGCUCAAGAGGCUAAAAUCCGGCAAGGCUCGUGUGUACACCGGCCGCAGUGUGGAGUACGUCGGCAUGAAUAAAGAAAGAGGAGUCCUGGUUGUCCGGGAGCGGAUAGACCGGGAGGCUUUGUGCGGCGAGACCUCGCCGUGCGCUUUGCAUUUCCAGAUCAUUCUGGAAAACCCAAUGGAGCUGUUCCGCGUCACGGUGGAGAUUACUGAUAUCAACGACAACGCGCCCAGUUUUGCCAACGCUGAAAAACGCUUUGAAAUUAGCGAGUCGACCGUCAUCGGGUCCAAAUUUAUAUUAGAGAAAGCGAUCGAUUUGGACAUAGGGACGAAUGGCUUGCAGCAAUACACACUCACUCCUGCUGAUAACUUUGCAUUAAAAUUCGAGAAUGAGGCAGAUGGAAGUAAAAAGGUGGAAAUGGUGCUGCAGAAACCUCUCGAUCGCGAAAAGCAGGAUUAUAUCAGGCUUUUAUUAACUGCUAUGGAUGGAGGCGAGCCGCAGCUGUCGGGCACGAUGCAGAUAUUUGUUAAUGUGUUAGAUGCGAAUGACAACGCGCCCACGUUCGCAACACGUAUUUAUAGAGCCAAAAUACCCGAAAACGCACCCAAGGGCACCAGCGUGACGACCGUGAGUGCUUCUGAUAGAGACAUCGGCGCGAAUGGUGACCUAUCAUACCUGAUAUCGCCCAGCAAACGCCUUCUGUCUGAUAUUUUUCACAUUAACCCGCAAAGUGGUGUCAUCACCCUGGCAGGUGAGCUCGAUUUUGAAAAGGCCACUUCCUAUCAAAUGGAUGUGGAGGUGGUCGACAAGGGAGGCCUGUCUGAUUCCACAAAGGUGGUGGUUGACGUCAUCGAUAUGAACGACAAUCGCCCUCACAUUAAUGUCGUUUCCAAAUCAGACCGCAUAAUAGAAGACUCGCCUCCUAAUACCGUUAUUGCGAUGUUAAGUGUGAGUGAUCCGGAUUCGGAGAAUAACGGAAAAGUGGAGUGCGUUAAAGACGAUAACACGCCCUUUAAAAUACAAACGUCUUUGAAUGGAUUUUAUAGUUUAGUGACAGACGGGGACUUGGACCGAGAGCGGUCGGCCGAGUACAACAUCAGCGUGACGUGCUGUGACGAGGGCGUGGCCUCCCUCUCCAGCAGCGUCACUCUCACCUUGCGCAUCUCGGACGUCAACGACAACGCGCCCGUCUUCGAGAGGAGCUCGUACGAGGCCUCCGUUGUGGAAAACAACACGCCGGGUCUCUCCGUCGUCACGCUGAGAGCCAGAGACGCGGACUGGGGCCGGAACGCUCGCGUUUCCUACAUCCUGGAGGACUCCUCCGUGAACGGAGUGCCGGCCUCCUCGUUCGUGUCCGUGAACGCCCAAAGCGGCGUCGUCAGCGCCGUGCGCUCCUUCGACUACGAGCGGAUGAAGCGGCUGGACUUUGCGGUGCGAGCGCAGGACGGAGGCUCCCCUCCUCUCUGCGGCAACGUGAGCGUGGGCAUCCUGAUCCGGGACCAGAACGACAACGCCCCUCAGGUCCUGUACCCGGUCCCGCCGCACGCCGAAACGGUGCCUCGUUCGGCAGACGCGGGCUAUCUGGUGACUAAAGUGGUGGCCGUGGACGUGGACUCCGGACAGAACGCCUGGCUCUCCUAUAAAGUGCAGCACAAAUUUGCCACAGACAGGGGGGCGCUGUUUGAAGUGGGCCUCCACAAUGGAGAAAUGCGAACUGUCCGCCGAGUGACCGAUAAAGACGCCGUCAAACAAAGACUGACCGUCGUCGUGGAGGACAACGGGCGGCCCUCUCGUUCGGCCACGGUGGCGGUGAACGUGGCGCUGGCGGACGGCUUCCCCGAAGUGCCGAGGUCGGAGUUCGCCGACGACUUUAGCGAGGACGACGACGACCGGCUGACUUUUUACUUGGUCUCGGCUCUGGCUGCGGUCUCCUUCCUCUUCGUCGCCUGCUCGCUGCUUAUCGUAUCGCUCAAGGUGUACAGGUGGAGACGGUCUCGCGUCUUGUACCGCUCCGACCUCCCCGUCAUUCCGUACUAUCCGCCGCGCUACUGCGACACGUUGGGGACGGCGGGGACGCUCCCGCACGUCUACAGUUACGAGGCGUGCGCCACCGCCGGCUCGGCAAAAAGCGACUGUAAACUGGACAGAGCUGCCGGUCGCAACGUGCUGCUCGUGGACCCAAGUUCUACAGGCACCGUGCACAAGUUGCGCAGGGAAGAGAACAUCCUGGACGAACUUGACUCUCCACUAGAGGUUAGUUUAACAUACUUUUAAUACUGCGCGCUUUGUUACCUUUUGCAUUAGAAGAUUACAUCUCAUGUUUCAAAGCAUCUUGUUACCUUCACGAAGCAGGAAGGCACAAAGGCAAGAGGUAUGGUUCUGGUUUUUGUCUUUUGAUUCCUGACAAACAUCAUGCACAUGCCUGUAGUUUCAGGACCAAGGACAGCUUUUCGAUCACUCAUUUAUUUCUUCUCCAUUUGAGCCCGUGUGUUCAUAUAGGAUGGAAGUAAAUCCUUGUUCUGUGCUGCAAACUGUGGCAACGUUUUGAUAUUGUUUUAAAGUAUUCAUGUUGUUUUCUCCGUUCCCGCGGUCUCUGCCGGGCUGGAUGGUUUUCAAUGAAAUAUCAUCUCAUUGGCUGCUGAAAGUGGGAGGUGUGAUCAUUUUGAUUGUUCUUUUCAAGCUGCUUGGACGUGCAGUAACUCUUCGGGGGUUUGGAGAGGCUGAGGUUUUCUUUUGUCCUUCAAUGUGACUCUUAAAAUCAGAUGCUCUUCUACGGUCGUGGAUAUAUUAGUCUUGAAAACUUUGCAGUUUGGUAGGAAGUGUUGACUUAAAACAUGACAACUCUUGUUUUGUUUUGGAUUAUGUUUAAAUGGGUUUCGUGGUCAGCUAUUGAAAGAAAAUCCCCCGAACGUUAAUUUGCUGAGUAAAAAAUCCUUCUGGAGGUUGUGGAUGUCGUGCACUCGGGAAGGUUAACGUGUCGUCUUGUUAUUUGGCGGACAGUAAACCACUGAUUGUCGGAAAUUGUGGCCCACCCACAUAUCUCUUGAAACAAGCAUGGACAGUCGCUUUCAAUUUGACAUUUGCCGCUUUGCCAUUUUCGUGUUUGUCAAGUGACUGCGUUUUAAAAUGAUGCGAUUGAAAGUGAUUGAAAAGGAGCAUGUCCAUUUGGACAUCGUGUACCUGGGCGAUGACACUCAAAAUAAAUAUAAAUAUUAUUGGGGGGGGCAAAACGCAAACAUGUCAAGAUGGGUUGAAAAGACGUGAUUGUCGACAUGACUCGACAGAAGCGAGUCGUUGCAAGUUGAACAGUGGAAACUUCGCUGCCUUCAACACAACUUGGCCAAGUGAAUGCGACGUAUGAAAAUCAAACUUCAAUUCGGCUCUUGAAACAAAAAUAAGUGGAAAAGUGUUCGGCCCUUUUGACUUACGUGUGCGCAGAGGCGGCAAAAACGGGGGUGCCUGGGGGGCACGUGCCCCCGCCCCCCAACUCCCUUACAGCUACACAAACAGUCUCGAAAAUGGAGGUCAAGUUCAGUCAAUAUUGUUCAUCACCAUGACCUCAAAUCAAAUGACUCGCAAUCCUCAAAAUGUCUUCCAUUCAGAACCAACACAGAAUAUGCAAUAUGCAAAUCAUUGCACAAUGAUCUGGCAAACACACACAAAUACAUAAGUGUUGUUGUAUAAACAAAACUAUUCACCAUGGAUUCACAUUUCACAUUUUCUAUUGUCGCAUAAAUGAAAUGACCAACCUUGAAAAUGGACUAUUUAUGCUUUUAGCAGCUUCUAAAUCUGCAUGAAGACAAUUUAACACCCUUGUAACUGACGCGCAUUUUUAUUUCAAAUCGUGUCAGUGGAUUUUUGAACCAAAAUGAAAUAAAUUCAAUUUUCAACGACAGCAAUUUAGUUUAGCGAGCUUCACUAUUAGCACUGGCAAUGGACGAACCAUGCUAGCGCCGUGAUUAGCUACGUGCUAAUCGUCAUUUUGCAAGCGUUUCACUUACUUUCGGCACAGUAUAAAAAGACAUCUGACAGUGGUGUUAAACAUUCAACAACACUUCCAUA